AUGAAGCGGGAACAACAGCAGACGCGUCUUCGUCGCGUUUUCAUCCGCCUCACGGCGGCCAAGAUCUACUACACCAAUCUGCCUGCGAAGGACUUCGACACACAUGCACACGAUAUGAGGCUUCUGUGGAAACUUUUCAGAGACAACGGCUAUCUACGAGCGUUUAUUGAGCGGAAUCGCAUGGCACAAAAGGGCGGCACGAAGAGCACUGACAGCUGA
Messenger RNA from Dibothriocephalus latus, 219 nucleotides. Lineage: Eukaryota; Metazoa; Platyhelminthes; Cestoda; Diphyllobothriidea; Diphyllobothriidae. The record is from the annotation of a GenBank genome assembly.